Spodoptera exigua (beet armyworm) is the source of this 765-nucleotide messenger RNA. The record is from the annotation of a GenBank genome assembly. NCBI's taxonomy places the organism in Eukaryota, Metazoa, Arthropoda, Insecta, Lepidoptera, Noctuidae.
AAGAAAUUGAUUGUCAGAUUGUCUAUCAUCGUUGACCACUUCCUGACAGUCUGUGAAUUUGUAUAGAAAUAAAAAUCGCCAAAAAAUGGCGAAAAGGAUUUCACAAAGCGCUGUAAACUGGGCAGCCCUUGCUGAGAGGGUCCCAGCCGAACAGAAAGUUCAUCUUGCGGCUUUCAAGAUUAAGUCGGACACUUACCUCCGAAGAGUUUUGGCCAACCCCCCCGAACCUCCCAAGAUUGACUGGGCGGCUUACAAGAAUGCCGUCCCCAUUCCCGGUAUGGUGGACACCUUCCAGAAGCAAUACGAAGCGUUGAAGGUUCCUUACCCCGCCGACACACAGACAGCUCAGGUUGAUGCUCAAUGGGCUGAGGUCAAAAAAGCUAUCGAUGCCUUCAUCCAAGAAUCCAACGCCAACAUCGCUAACUACCAGAAACAAGUGAGUGAGAUUAAGGCACUCUUGCCGUAUGAGCAGAUGACCAUGGAAGACUUCCGUGAUGCUUACCCAGAAGAGGCGCUCGACCCCAUCAACAAGCCUACCUUCUGGCCACACACUCCUGAUGAGCAACUUGACUAUGUUGACCCUGACAAGCCAGCACAUUCCGGCCACUAAACAAAUGAAUUCUAAAUGCCCUCACACAGCUUUGCAGAUAAAUUGUUCAUCAUAUAUCAGUGUAAAGUGAUAGCUGACAGUUUUGUGAAGUUCUGUUAAGAGGUUCUUAGCAGUUGCAAUCAUGUUCUAUUUAUGUAGGAAUAAACGAAAUCUUU